GUCUGUUCUGUCCACCUGCACUUCGUUAGAGAGAAGCGUGCUCAGAGGCAACACCACAAGAGCCCACAGUGACAUAACUUCAUCCAGAGGCUGGCGUGAUUGGGCUGGUCCUCCCCAACCCCCACCCUCCUCAGCUCUUGUAUCACUGAGAGUCUGGCAGCCAGUUCCACCCUGACAGAGUUCACAGCAUAUAUUAGUGGAACCUUGUUCACAGUGCGUCUGUUUAAGGAAUUAACGGAAACAGUGUCAGGAGAGUAAGGGCACAGAGGACUUGCUGAAAAUGAAUGUAUGUACAUUCACUCUUGUCUUGGCAUUUGUCGGUAGUGUCAGUGGCCAAUACUAUGAUUAUGAUGCCCCUCUCUUCAUGUAUGGGGAACUGUCACCCAACUGUGCACCAGAAUGUAACUGUCCCCACAGCUACCCAACUGCCAUGUACUGCGAUGAUCUCAAGUUGAAAAGUGUGCCCAUGGUGCCCCCUGGCAUCAAGUACCUUUACCUGAGGAAUAACCAGAUCGACCAUAUUGAUGAAAAGGCCUUUGAGAAUGUAACGGAUCUGCAGUGGCUCAUUCUUGACCACAAUCUUCUAGAAAACUCCAAGAUCAAAGGAAAGGUCUUCUCUAAGCUGAAACAACUGAAGAAGCUGCAUAUAAACUACAACAAUUUGACCGAGUCCGUGGGUCCACUUCCAAAGUCCCUACAAGACCUGCAGCUGGCCAAUAAUAAGAUCAGCAAGUUGGGUUCCUUCGAUGGGCUGGUAAACCUGACCUUCAUUUAUCUUCAACACAACCAGCUCAAAGAGGAGGCUGUCUCGGCUUCUCUGAAAGGCCUUAAGUCACUCGAGUACCUCGACUUGAGCUUCAAUCAGAUGAGCAAGCUGCCUGCUGGUCUUCCAACAUCUCUUCUAACUCUCUACCUAGACAACAAUAAGAUCACCAACAUUCCUGAUGAGUAUUUCAAUCGCUUCACCGGGCUACAAUACUUGCGUUUAUCUCACAAUGAGCUGGCUGACGGUGGUGUGCCUGGAAACUCUUUUAACAUAUCAUCUCUGCUCGAGCUCGAUCUCUCCUACAAUAAGCUCAAGAGUAUACCAACCGUUAACGAGAACCUUGAAAACUAUUACCUGGAGGUCAAUCACCUCGAAAAGUUUGAUGUCAAGAGCUUCUGUAAAAUCCUGGGACCACUAUCUUACUCCAAGAUCAAGCAUUUGCGCUUGGAUGGCAAUCCCCUCACUCAAAGCAGUCUGCCCCCUGACAUGUACGAGUGUCUACGUGUAGCGAAUGAAAUCACGGUUAAUUAACCUCCUCUCAUUCUAAUACAUUGAAGUAUGUUCCAGAGCAGUACUUCAUGGAUGGGUAUUUGCUGGAUGUGUUAAAGUUUUCACAAUAUCCUUUACAUUGUCAUUGUCAUUGUUGUUGUUGGUAUUACUUCAUGGAUUUUAAUUAAUAAAGGAAAUGUUUUGUGAACAUUUACCACUUUUUAAAUAAAAGAUGAAAAGCAGGCCUAUUUCAUCGUGAGAACAGACACAUAAAACCCGUUAAACUUAAGUCUAUUUGUGAAUUUAAUGUUUUCUACAGCUCUAUGUUCAGGUGAUUAUGAAGCCUUUUUACUGAUUGCUUGGAAGUCCACCAGGCUUCUAUGGUUCCCCACGUUUUACAUUAGUGACUUCGAAAACAUGAAACAAACAUGCAUGGAUGUUUGUUAUCCUAAUCCAAAUUUUCGUGACAUGUCAAGUUUGUUUUACAGAAGUUUAGAUCCUGUGUUUUGAAACCAGUGAUUUGCAACAGACCAAAGAAAAUUACUGAAGACCUAUCUACUUAAAGAAAUGUACUUAGCAGUAAGAAUUUGUCCAGUUACUUAAUGAAACUUUUCUUGAGUCAUUUUCCUGUCAUGUCUAUGUUUCUUUCUGAUUGUUUGCAUGUUAUGAUUAACAAACUGAUAGCAAAAUAAAACAAUGCAAAUGGUA
Molecule: messenger RNA, 1963 nt
Organism: Rattus rattus (black rat)
Lineage: Eukaryota; Metazoa; Chordata; Mammalia; Rodentia; Muridae
Gene: Lum
Product: lumican
Exons: 3
Coding region: 281-1297 (338 amino acids)
Molecular function (GO): protein binding
Source: RefSeq, a predicted model, not a curated record